UUGGCUGCGGGCGCCACAGCCGAAGCCUUGGAGUGGAUGGCUAUGUUACUUAGCUGGCGUUUUAGGGUCUAAUUGCGAGCGUUUGAGUGUUUUUACGUUAGCUGUUGCUUCCACAGCCUACGAAACGCAGGUUAGUAAACGCGCAGGCUGGAGUUUGAAGAGUUUCCGCAGCUGCUGUGGGAGCAGUUCUCAGCCUGUGGCUAAAGGCUAACCCGCUAGCCUCGUAGGGCUGCUAAUAUAGGACUGCUGCUAAAGGCUAAAACCAUUAGCGCUGGGGUUCCUCCGUCUGGGUUUGAUGCUGGUUGGAUUUGAUUGAAGAAUGGCCUCGAAACAAAAAGGGUCUUUCAGGACUUCCAGACAUUAAGAAAAGGGGACCCAGGAGAGGCUGAAUCCAUCACUGCGAGAUGUGACAGGAUGCUGAACCAUCACUGCAGAAGGAACCCGGAGCUACAGGAGGAGCUGCAGAUCCAGGCGGCGGUGGCGGCCGGCGAUGUCUACACCGUGCGCAAGAUGCUGGAGCAGGGCUACUCGCCCAAGAUCAGAGACGCCAACGGCUGGACCCUGCUCCACUUCUCUGCCGCCAAGGGCAAGGAGCGCUGCGUCCGCGUCUUUCUCGAGCAUGGAGCCGACCCCACGGUGAAGGAUUUCAUCGGCGGUUUCACAGCCCUGCACUACGCCGCCAUGCACGGCCGCGCCCGCAUCGCACGCCUCAUGCUGGAGUCUGAGCACCGUGGUGACAUCAUCAACGCCAAGAGCAACGAUGGCUGGACGCCGCUGCACGUAGCAGCCCACUACGGCCGCGACUCAUUUGUGCGCUUGCUCCUGGAGUUCAAGGCCGAGGUGGACCCACUAAGCGAUAAGGGCACAACGCCUCUGCAGCUGGCCAUCAUCCGCGAGCGCUCCAGCUGCGUGCGCAUCCUGCUGGACCACAACGCCAACAUCGACAUCCAGAACGGCUUCCUGCUGCGCUACGCUGUCAUCAAGGGCAACCACUCGUAUUGCCGCAUGUUUCUGCAGCGAGGCGCCGACACCAACCUGGGCCGGCUAGAGGAUGGUCAGACGCCGCUGCACCUCUCGGCUCUCCGGGACGACGUGCUGUGCGCUCAGAUGCUCUACACGUAUGGCGCUGACACCAACACGCGCAACUACGAGGGCCAGACCCCUGUGGCCGUCUCGGUCAGCAUGUCCGGCAUCAGCCGGCCCUGCUUGGACUUCCUGCAGGAGGUUACACGGCAACCCAGGACUUUGCAGGAUUUGUGCCGGAUAAAGAUUCGUCAGUGCAUAGGACUUCAAAGCUUAAAGUUUCUGGAGGAUCUGCCGAUUGCCAGAGUCAUGAAGGACUACUUAAAACACAAGUUUGACAAUGUCUGACAGAGGCCUUAAAACCUCUGGGCACAAGCGCAGGAACUGUUUUUCUCUAGAAAAGACUAUGCAAACUCUCGUUCUCCUUUCUAUUCUCAACCUCUGGCUGCAGAUUGUUUUAUACAACCAUGUAGGCAUGUAUUUCUAUAAUUAAUAAUGGCUUUUGACUUUGGGAGAAUUGGAGGUUGUUGUUCAUUAAUUCAAGCCCUUGUUACGGAUAUUGACCUCCUCUUUUAAUUAUUGAUCUUCAAAAGGUAAAAAAAAAAAAAAGAAAAGAAAAAAUGCUGAAAUCUUUCAUUUGGAUUGAUUGUGCUUUUCCUAUUUUCCUAUUCCCGUUUGAAGUGUUCCGUCAUUAAAAACUGGUGACAGGUUUUUUUUCCCCCUCACUCUCUGCAAUUAAGAUUCAGAAGGUUGCAAACACCAUGAAACAACAGUUGCAUUAAGUAGUGGACAUUUGCCCCAAGAAAACAGGCACAGAGGCAUUGAUUUUAUUGUUGUUGAUCAUUUAUAGUAUUUUGGAAACGCACUCAGCAGCAGUUUAAGUGUAACCAGGUUUAUCAGAACUAAUACAAAUUAGUGACAUUUUGACAGCCUGAAUAUAUACAGUACUGUUCAAAUAGCUUAGAAAAUAGAUAUAAAGUGUUUUAUCUGGGCAGUAAGCAUUUAUUUGUUUUAAAAAAAUGACAUUAGAUUUAAUACAAAUAAAUUAUUUAUAAGCAGUACAGUGGUUUUAUAUGUUUUAUCCCAAAGAACUUCUCGAAGAAGUUUCGUACUUACAGUUCAGAUAUCUAGUUUAUCUAUUCGACCCUUCAUUAUAUUAAAUCUGCAGCAAAAAUAACUUUUUAAAAGCAUAACCUAAUGUUUUAUUCUGGUUAUAUUUAUUUGUAUAUUUUCUAAUGUUUCCUGGACCCACACUUGGCUUAAUCUGAGACUAAUAAGACUUAAUGGUACAUCGCCACUGACAUUUAUAAUUUAAUGUUAAUAAAUGCUAAUGCUAUUCUUUUUGGGACCUACAAGGGAAGUUUAUCAUUUUGGCAUGUGACUAUGUCCCGUCUGGGGCCUGGGGCAGUGGGGGGAGGGCAGUUUAAGUGUCUUGCCCAAGGCAAUAUCCAGGACUAGCCAGUGAUUGCUGGGAUUUUGAACCCACAACCUUCUGCUUCCCGGCUCACUCUGUUAAUCCUAAACAUGGCUUGUACAGGCAGAAACACACUUACUGCUCAGAUAUAGUUUUAAACACUUGUCUCUGCUGACGUUUGCACUCUACUGUAUAUUUUUUCCAUAAAUCUCAUUGCGUUUUGCCGUCAAAUCAAGAGUUCUCAUAAUUUGCCAUGUUUUGUUUUCCCAGAUCCAUAUGGCGAGUAGCGAGUGGUGCUAGUGUUUGCGACGGGUUUCCCACGAGAAGUCCCCUUUUCAAGUUCUCACCUUUUUGAUUUUUCUUCAUAAGUAAGCAUGUAUGAACAUACAUAAACCAACAAGGACUACACUAUGUAUAUAAUUGUGUCAUAUGUACAGCGAAUAUUUUUCUAGAAUUAUUUAAGCUAUGAACUCUUGUAUCAAAGUGUUUAGGAUUUUGUCGAAUGGUCUUGUUGCUUCGUUUUUUCUUUCCUUUUCAUUCUUAAAUAUCUGGUUGAAACCAGGGUGAAGAAUCUACAAAUGGAAUCAGCAGAUAGUGACCAGUGACCAUUUUCCCCCUUAGAUUUAGCUUUUGGAGUGCAGGACGUGAACACUUACUGCUUAAGGCCCACAGCAUUAAGUUGUGCCUUCACAUGGGUCGAAGGGUUUAGUAACUGCUCAAAAAGGUGCACAUGUUUUUUGUUUUUGCUUCACUUCUUUUUAAAUUAUAAUUCAAGUCGGCUAGCUUUAGUUUUCUCGGCGCCGCAGUAAUCUUAUCGAGCUAAUGUUCUGUAGCUUUUUGUCUUUAACUGUGUUUUAAAAACAGAAUUUUGCCUUGUUUUCUCACCUAUGUGGAGGAUGGACGGAUGAGUGUGCACGUAUGCGCGACCGGGUUGGUUUUUCAGCCUUGUAAUAUUAACGACCACUUAUUUUGUUGAAUGUUGAGCAUUGCGUUCACUCGGUUUUGCCCACCAGUUUGAAAUAACACUAGCUGCCUUUCACUGCCACCGCUGUUGCUGAAGCAGUAGCCAUUCAGUACAGCAGGAAAACAGUCUGAAGAAUCUCUAUAUGGAAUCGUAUAUCGACGCGUGCAUUCAGGGUUUUUUUUAACAGCAAGUUUGGGCUCUUUUUGACUUCUACAGCGUUUUGUCUGCGUUUAUGUUUACAGUGCGUUUGUGAGAGUGUCUGGAAGUACACGUAAAUGCUUUUUACCAAAAUGUAUUUUAUUUCCGAGCUCCAGAGAGCUUUUUUUUUUCUUCCUUUUCUUUUCCAGAAAGCGCUUAAGCUGGGUUCAGCCGGAUCCCCUCUUAAGUAAUCUCAAGUCUUCCGCACCAUUCGCCACAACUACUGAAUGUACAUAAACUGCUGUUUGCCUAGUUCGAAAAUGUAUACGUGUGAAUAAAUGAAUAUCAUAAUGUC
Molecule: messenger RNA, 3894 nt
Organism: Pygocentrus nattereri (red-bellied piranha)
Lineage: Eukaryota; Metazoa; Chordata; Actinopteri; Characiformes; Serrasalmidae
Gene: asb7
Product: ankyrin repeat and SOCS box containing 7
Exons: 5
Coding region: 415-1371 (318 amino acids)
Biological process (GO): intracellular signal transduction
Molecular function (GO): protein binding
Source: RefSeq, a predicted model, not a curated record